Messenger RNA from Magallana angulata, 2401 nucleotides. RefSeq lists its product as uncharacterized. Gene Ontology annotation, biological process: positive regulation of DNA-templated transcription. The record is from RefSeq and is a predicted model, not a curated record. Lineage: Eukaryota; Metazoa; Mollusca; Bivalvia; Ostreida; Ostreidae. Gene Ontology annotation, molecular function: zinc ion binding; ubiquitin-protein transferase activity. The transcript has 2 exons. Gene Ontology annotation, cellular component: chromatin; nucleoplasm. Bases 128 to 1885 code for a protein of 585 amino acids.
UCUUCAUGAUUUAAAUCUAUUCUUAUCCGCAAGAAGAAAGUGAAUUUAACAGAUCUCGUUAAGUCUCGCGUUUUCAACGAUAACACGUCCAAAGCAUACUCGAGCCACUGAAUACUUCCACAGCAAGAUGGCGUUAUCCAAACAAGUAUUUCCAGGUGAUGUACAGGACAUACAGGUACCAGUCAUAGGCCAGCAUUAUUUGGUGUGUGGCAAUGAAGACUGUAAGAAGAACUGCCAAUUUUACUGCAAUUCUUGUCACCUACCAUUGUGUGAACAAUGCAGAGAUGAACAUCACAACAUUCCAGAAAAUAAGAACCAUGAAGUGGUCCCUUACCGCCAACGUAUGCGAAAACUACCCGUGGAGAAAUGUAAAGAUCAUCCCACUAAAGAUAUUGACAUGAUUUGCAAAAACUGUCAGGUUGCAGUAUGUUCCAAAUGUCUAAUAAAAGAUCAUCGAGGGCACACCUUUGACGACCUGGAGACCAUUUAUUCCAAAAACUUCACUUUGUGCCUUGAUAAAAUCUACAACAUAAAUCAAUAUUAUCUCCCAACCUCACAAGAUAUAAAAAGAGAUAUAAAAGAAGAUGUCUUAAAACUGAAAGCGUUUAUGGAUAAAAUAAGAACAUCCAUAAAAGCUGAAGCAGAGUCAGUUAAACGUCUAGUGGAAAAAGCUAUGUCGGACAAUUUAGAACAAGCCAACGAAAUGGAGGAGACCCUAUUGGAAAAGCUUCAGAGUCAAGACAAAGCCUAUGACGAAUACAAUGGUUACCUUGAAAACCUUGUAAAAGAGUUCCAGGGCUACCUGUCUUAUGAUAAAGUUCAAAACAAUUCAAUCCUUUUUUCUCUUUCAGAAGUUCUUAAUAUUAAACCCAUACCUAAGUCGACAGAACCUGUUUAUCCAGUAUUCACUGCUGGUCAAUACAGCAAGGAUGAUGUCGCUAAACUACUGGGUACAGUAACUGUUCCCACCACUAAACCAGCAUCUAGAAAAAUAAAACCAAUGGACAUUACUUCUACACAGUUGAAACCUACAAGAAAACUGAAAGAAGCGGACGGAGAUGAAUUAGAAGUAAAUCAAAAGCUUUCUCUGUCUUCCUCUGUCACCAACGUCAAAGAGUACAUAGUACCAGGUCUUAAAAGUGUAUGUCAUAUAUCAGGAGGCAAAUCAGGCAUACUUUGGGCCAGUGAUGCAAGUGGCAACCUUGUUCAAACUGAUCUACAUGGGAAACAGCUACAGAUGAUAAAAACAAGCGGUGAAAAUGAAAGCUACCACACCGUUACCCUGGACGGGAAUCUGAUCUUUGCAGACAGAACGAAUUGUAGCGUCAAUAGAAUAACACUUGGAAAAACAAUCACUCGAUUCAUUACAACGAAAGGGUGGGUACCACUUAGCAUACACACUUCCCAUAUUAACGGGGAUAUACUGGUUGGAAUGACCGUGUUUUUCAUUGGUAGAGUCGCCAGGUAUAACAAAACAGGGAACGAAAUACAGAGCUUAGAACAGGACAACAAAGGACAAAGACUGUAUAGUGGAUAUCCACACUACAUCACGGAAAACAUCAACGGUGAUAUCUGUGUAUCAGACCGUAACAAACAUGCUGUGAUAGUGGUGAAUAAAUUAGGACAACACAGGUUUUCUUAUACAGGUCAGGGGUCGAAGAUUUUUCCCUAUGGUAUAUGUACUGAUAUCCUCGGUCACAUCAUUGUCUGUGAAACGAGCAGUAAAACGGUUCAUCUUCUGGAUCAGGACGGUCAACUUUUGUCUCUUGUCUUAUCCCAAAAAGGGAAAGAGAAUCCCCAUGGUGUGUGUGUGGACGAUGAUAACAAUCUUCAUGUAGGAUAUGGUGACACUAACACAGUGAUAGUGUACAAAUAUCUUCAAUGAGCAUAAUUUAUGAAGUGUACUUUUUGUAAGAUCAGCAUGCAUUCCUACUAGCCUAUAUUCAUCGAUAUGGCAUUGAAAUCAAACUCGAUUAAACAUAAACUGAAAUUCCUUUUUUCAAGAGAUCUAUAUCAAUUUAGUGUCAUUACAGAUGAUUCAUUUGUGCUCUCAGUAAAGAGUAAAUGUAAUGAAUGUAAUAUAUUAAAACUUUUGCAUUAUCAUAUGUAAAAUGCUUUACAUGUAUAUUUCAAAUAAUAGGUAUGAUUACUAUUAUAUCUUUUACAUUGCAUUUCAUUUUCAGGUGUCAGAUUUUUAAGGAAAUAGUAUCACUUUUCAGAAUUCAGAAGGAUUUUACAGAAAGAAUAUUGUAUUAUAUGGUCAUCAUAUAUCUUUUCAACGCAAACUGAAAUGCAUCAGUUAAAUCAAUACUUGAACUUUUCUUCUAUCUAGGAAAUAUGAUGGGUUUUAUCAUUCCAUCUAAAAUUCAAUUUCAAAUUAUUUAAACAAGUAUCAAAAACU